AUGGAGGAAGAGGAAGACGACGAAGACGAAGAGGAGGAGGAAGAGGAGGAGGAAGAGGAAGAAGAGGACGACGAAGAGGAGGAGGAGGAGGAGGAGGAGGAGGAGGAGGUGAAGGAAGAUGAUGAAGUAGUCGCAACGUAUGAGGGUGACUGGGAAAAUGGUUUGAAACACGGAAAAGGUAAAUUAAGGAUCGGAAAUACAGUCUACGAUGGAGAGUUCAAAUCCGGAGUGAUAGACGGCAAAGGAAAAAUGGAAUGGACUAAGGACGGUAAAACGAUAGAAGUAUACACUGGUGAAUGGAAAAUGGGAUUGCAACAUGGUCGGGGAGUUCAUAUAUGGUACUCGCCUGGUGCUGCUGGUCGACACGUUAUGAUGAUGAUGAACCGCUACGAUGGAGAGUGGAGAGAUGGAAAGAGGCAAGGGCGUGGUACGUUCUACUAUGGUGAUGGAUCUAUUUACACUGGGGGAUGGGAUAAUAAUAAAAAGCAUGGUGACGGAGUUAUGCAAGAUAAAGAUGGACACAUAUAUCGAUGUAAGUUGAAGACCUGUGA
Messenger RNA from Perkinsus marinus ATCC 50983, 551 nucleotides. RefSeq lists its product as hypothetical. The annotation marks the transcript as partial. NCBI's taxonomy places the organism in Eukaryota, Perkinsozoa, Perkinsida, Perkinsidae. The transcript is spliced from 5 exons. The record is from RefSeq and is a predicted model, not a curated record.